Molecule: messenger RNA, 2442 nt
Organism: Metarhizium brunneum ARSEF 3297
Lineage: Eukaryota; Fungi; Ascomycota; Sordariomycetes; Hypocreales; Clavicipitaceae
Source: RefSeq, a predicted model, not a curated record
AUGGCUUCGGCUAUCACUUGGAAGCGCUUGCUUCCGCAUUUGUCGUCCUUCUUUGGGGGGUUUGUUAUGCCCAGCGAGCAUCGACAGGCUCAAAUGGCAGACGCGUGGGUUAACCACACAGGCGAGAGUAUUCGUGGGCUCGUGGACUCGAUUCCCAUUUUGGGACAUAUUGACGGAAUCGUUCACUUUGCCAUGGGUGAGACGGAAGAGGGUAUUCAUGCCGAAGAACAGGCAACUCGCACCAUUUUUGUGCUGGGUGGUGGUGCCCUGGGCGGUUCUGGGGGAGCAAUGGCUGGCGGAGCAUUAGCAGACGCUGGCCUCACUGGAAUCGAAAGUCUUCGCCACCAUCGUUAUGACCCUCAAGGUUAUUUCGCUGUCGGCACGAACAUCUAUCAUGAUUUCGACGACAUAAUUCACAGGCAAAACUUGACUGUAGAAGAUGUUGACAGAAGCCUUGACAAUCUCCAGGACGACCUCUUUGAUCUGCAGGUACUUGGACUUACCGAUGGUCUGCCCGCUGCUGGUACCAAGGGCAAGAUUUAUCGUGUUGAGGGUAAAAGCAUUGUCAAGGACGGCGACAAGUUCUUCGCGGGCGACAACCAGCGCAUCUUCAACUAUCAAGGCAAUGUCGUUGCUCGUGAGCAGCUGCCUGAUCUGAGACCCAUCGAAGAGCUUGCAAACAAACCUGGCCCUGAAAUACCCGAGGGUGACCCGACGCAAAAUGAAAUUCCUGGCAAAGGAAAGGGCAAGGGCAAGGGCAAGGGCAAAGGUCAAGGCAACCAGGGACCCGACAACCUCGAACAAGAGCUGAGAACAUUCAACCGAAUCGGUAUUGAUGGAAAGCUUUUCAAGGACAAUGGAAAAGUCAUUUUCCUCAACUUUGGACAAAGGGAUCGAAUGCUGGGAUACUAUGCCCAGAAACUUAUUGACCACAGGACCCUCGUCGAAAAGUAUCGAGCCACGUUGGAGGCAGAGCGACCUGGCGGAAGCAAGACGGCAGUAACCGAAAAGACGCACGAUAUUCGGGUGAAAUCAUUCAAGGUCAUGACGCGCGACCUCGAACAAACCGAAAAGGAUGCCAUCACCGAACAGGAAAAGAAGGUCUUCCGAGAUGCCGAAGCCAAAGUUAGAAAGGCAGAGGCCGCCGUCACCAAGGCACAGGCUCAGAUUGACAAAGCCGAAGGGCCCCAAGGAUCCAACCAGCCCGAUAUCGACAUUCAAAAGGCCAGGGCCGACCUCGAGGCAGCCAAAGCCGACCUGGAAAAGGCCAACGCAGAGUUCGAAAAGGCCCCCAAGGACAAGGGCGUCCUGGUAGUCGACGUCAAGGCCCCCCGACAGUACGGUCUUCAAAACUGGCGCUAUACGCCCAUCUUUGAAAAGGUAAUCCCGGGGACUGUCGACGUCAACACCCCGUGGAUCGCAUCGCUGCCAACACCAAUUCUAAAGCUCAUCCAUGACAAUCCCGUUGCGCUCGGAAAAAUUCUCACCUUCAAAUACGCGCGCACUGCCUCGGGCACCGGCGCACAGUCCGCAAAUCACUUAUUCCCCAAGAACCUGCAGUACGUCAAGCAAGACGACGAGAUUUCAAUGGAGGCCGUCACCCCUUCCAAGCUGCUUCACUGCCGCCACGUGAAGCAAAAGAUUCACUCCUUCCAGGACGGCAGCGACGACUGGAUCGAGCAUUACGAGUACUUGGUCAAGUUUGACGAAAACUCCGACCCCGAGUGGUAUCCCGCGGAUCUCAUCUCCCCCGAUCUCCGACAAAAAUUCUACGACGGCGUGGUCAAGUCCGCCAAGCCCAUUGCCAAUUUCAAAGGCGGCAAGGACGGCAAGCUGUUUGUCCAGUACGAAGACGGGACCGAGGGCACCGUCGACAACACCCAGGUUUUCUGGCAGGAGUUUGACCCCUCGGAGCAGGAGCAGCUUGACCCCCGCGAAAUCGACUCCAUCUUGUACCACGCCCAAAACACGGAUACCCGCUUCGACGGCCGGUUUCACCUCAAAAAGGACGACGAGUUCCCUCUAGCUAAUGGCGCGGGGGCGGUGGAGUGGAAGAGCGCGAGCGGCAAGCCCAUGUAUCUCGGGUCAGCUAUUGACUUUCACGGCACCGUCCAUCCUUGCAUGGUUGUCGCUGACGAGGUGCCGCAUUGUGUUGGGACGUUUGGCGGCCGGGCAGAGCCCCAUCAGGGCUCGUAUGAUCUGCUGCCUUUUAACCCUGAUAUCAUGGAGUGGGUGGACUCGUACGCGGGCCGGAUUCCAGAGGGUAGGGAGGGCGUCGUGGGCGGGUAUGAGAAUAACAGGCAGCCGCUUUACCAUGCGGUGACUAAUGUCAAUGGACAUUGGUGGGUUGGCAAAGCCGGACCUCAGUUUAACGGAUCUCUUGUGCCUGUCGGCGGCGAAGAGAUGGGUUCGGGGGAGAGUUAUAUAUUAGUUUGGAAAUAA